GUCACGUCCGCUGCCGGGUGUGAAGGAAACGUGGCCUUUCGACAAGACUCUUGUCAGCGAGCGAACAUGGCGGAGACGGGCGGCCCGGCUAUCACCGACAGUGCGCUCAAUGUCACGCUCAACGACACCCAGGAGGCCGCCAAUGCCACCGCCAAGUUCGUGGCGACUCCCGAGGGGACGGCCGUCGCCUAUGGAAGCCUGGUGAUCAUGGCGCUGCUGCCCAUCUUCUUUGGGGCCUUGCGUUCGGUGAACUGCGCCAAGUCCAAGAAUUCCUGUGAUAUGCCUGAGACCAUUACAAGUCGAGAUGCAGCCAGGUUUCCUAUCAUUGCUAGCUGUACACUGUUUGGCCUUUAUCUUUUUUUCAAAAUAUUUUCUCAAGAGUACAUCAAUCUGCUCCUAUCCAUGUAUUUUUUCGUACUUGGCAUAUUGGCUUUGUCUCACACUUUAAGUCCAGCUAUGAAUAAAAUAUUUCCUGCAAACAUACCAAACAAACAGUAUCAGCUGCUUUUUACUCAGGGAGCAGGGGAAACCAAGGAGGAAAUCGUCAACUAUGAGUUUGACACCAAAGAUAUGAUCUGUUUGGGUUUUAGCAGUGUGGUUGGAGUCUGGUAUUUGCUGAAAAAGCAUUGGAUUGCAAACAAUCUGUUUGGAUUGGCAUUUGCUCUCAAUGGUGUUGAGCUUCUGCAUCUCAACAAUGUAAGCACAGGAUGUAUCCUCCUCGGUGGGCUUUUUGUCUACGAUGUAUUCUGGGUGUUUGGCACGAAUGUCAUGGUAACUGUUGCCAAAUCAUUUGAGGCACCAAUUAAAUUGGUGUUUCCCCAAGAUCUUCUCGAGAAAGGACUUGCUGCCAAUAAUUUUGCAAUGCUUGGCUUGGGGGAUAUCGUUAUUCCAGGCAUCUUCAUUGCCCUUUUGCUUCGUUUUGAUGUGAGUUUGAAGAAGAAUAGUCGAACAUACUUCUAUACCAGCUUUUUGGCUUAUAUACUUGGUCUUGGACUUACCAUAUAUAUAAUGCACACUUUCAAGCAUGCACAGCCUGCUCUACUGUACUUAGUACCUGCCUGCAUUGGAUUACCAGUCAUUGUUGCUGUGGUUAAAGGAGAACUUACUGACAUGUUCAGGUACGAAGAAAAGCCCGACCUUCCUGACACAGAGACUUUGGAUGAAACCAAGGACGACUUGAAGGAAACCAAGAAGGAACAGUAAUGGGAUGUGCCACAGAGCAAUCAAUUUAAAAAAAAAAAAAAAAAGUUUUAAACAUUCCCAGAUGCCUGUUCUGUGUUCAUUUUGUACAAAUGCCUAAUUGUAAUGAUGUGGUUAUUUGUGUCACACAUCCCUGGCUAUUAAUGGGGAAAAAAGUAUUUCAUUACAUCAUAGCAUGAUGCUAGUUACUCAGUUCCGCUUGGUGUUUUCUAUGAAUGUGCCAAUUAAUUGUUUUUAAAAAGAAACCCAAGAGGUUGCAUCAGUGCCUAUCUGUAAUCUUUUAAUUUAUUUUUGAAUGGAUUGAUCAGUCUGAAGAAGGGUCUCGGCCCGAAACGUCACCCAUUCCUUCUCUCCAGAGAUGCUGCCCGUCCCGCUGAGUUACUCCAGCAUUUUGUCUAUUGAAGUGAUCAUGACACUUGAAUUCAAAGGUGGCAAUAUUUUUGAUUUGUUUCACAAACAAAUGCAGAAACUGAAUUUUUGGACCAGUAUUCACCAAGUUCAUGUUAUAAAAUUUGUAUUUAUUUAAAGAAAUAAAUACCUGUUGUUUUUUACAUGCGGCUUUCACUUAAAGACUCCAGUGUCUUUUUAAGGGGGCAGGGGUUAGGAUUUAUUGGACAGGCUUUUUUUAAACACUGACUAUUGACAAUAGAUACAGCUUGCAACCUUGUAUGUAUGCCACACAUGAAACGCUGAAAUUUAAGUAGUAAAUAAUUAAAAAUUAACUGCUGUGAUUUACUGAAAUUUUGUAUGUGUUCUAACUGCUGGAAUUGCUUAAUUUAAUGGAUUCUUUUCUUUUCUUGCAUUUGUUUGUUAAACCAAAAUAAUGCGAGCUACUUUAUAUUGGAUGCACAUAUUUACAUCCACUUAAAUCCUUCUGUAGUUUUUGAUUUUCAUUGCAUUAACAUUAGCUGCUUUUACUGUUAUAUUGCAACACAUGGCACCACCAUUGUAGAGAGCGGGCAUUGUGUCUUUUUCGCACCUUUUGCCACGUCACGGAGGGACCAGUGUGUGAUAGAGCUGUUGCAAUGCCCUAUUUUUAUUCCUUCAUGUCUUUCUCUUCCACGCUCUCCCCAGUGACUGAUUGUAUACCCUUCCAUGCCUUGCCUGAGGUGAGCUAGCAGAAGAAAACUGAGGGCAUGGGUGGUGGGAGGUCCUGACAAUCUUCCACCUUCCCUGGUUCGUAUUACAAUCCCUUUUUGGGGAGUGAAAGUGAAAGUGAAUUUGGAUCCGUUAACUCCAUCUUGGAAUGACGAAACAGAAUGAAGUAAAUGACAGAGAUUACCGUCUGGAUAGUUUGGCAGGUUUCAGAUGUCGCAGUCUAGAUUAAUCCAGUUUAGACAAACUAUUGUGUCCCACCAUUCUGAGUCUUGGUGCAUAUAUUUUUAAGCACUUAACCAGCCUGAGGGAUGGUAAAUUUGUUGACACCUAACUUGAGCUCAGCACAUAAUAAGUGCUGUGAACCAGCACUUUGGCUCUCAUGUGAUGUGUAAGUCCUUUUGCUUCUGCAUUGUCUUGCAGUUUCUUUCCUCACAGAUUUGAAAUCGGCUCACCCCAGUGUUAUGUUAUGUGUUUAACAUUUGGUUUUGCUUUUGUUAGUAAGGAACAUUGCAUCUUAACUAGAGAUUUAAGUACUGAAAAGUGUGUGAUUACAAUGCAAGAAUAGAAACGGACAAGUUUGCAGAGUGUUAGUUUGAAUAAUUGAACUUCUUAACAAUUAUAUUUUCACCCAAAUUGGCAUGCUGUGGUUUGGUUGUACAAGGCAUUUGGAAGUAUAUUUCGACAAAAUUUGAAUAAAUAGGACUUGGGCCCAUUGUGUCUGCUCCACCGGGCUGACCAGGUUUUUUUGUCCUCGUCCCAAUUCUCCUGCCUUCUCCUAUUAAAAUUAGAUGCCCUUCAUAAUCCAAAACCUAUCAAACUCCGCUUUAAAAAUAACCAAUGACUUGGCCUCCACUGCCAUCUGUGGCAAUGAAUUCCACAGAUUCACCACCUAUUCUCCAGGUGGAUGAAGGUGGAGUAGAAUAGGUUUGCCUCUUAAAACGUAAUCUCCAAAACCAAUUAGUGAAUGUUGAGACUUCAUAUGUCUGUUAACCCUCUAUCACAACACACUUCUUCAAGAGAGGUGAAUAAAUCAUGGCUCUGAGCACUUCCUGCCAGAAUGAUAAAAGGAAUUCCAUUCCAGAAAGGUGACGGGAAUCUGUUUAAAACUAAAAUUAAGCACAACUUCUCUUUGGGUUAAAGGUGUUUUUUUAAGUACAAGAUAUUUUAGAAUGAUGUUUUCAAAUCUUAUAGUUUUUUAAGUAUCCUUUAGUGAUUCAGCCUCUUCACCAUAUCCAUGUCCCGGAAUGCUCACUGCAUACAGCUAUGUUACAGCAACAGUGGCAUUAUCUGAAGAAAGGUCCUGACCUAAAGUGUUGCCCAGAGAUGCUGCCUGACCCGCUGAGUACUCCAGCACUUUGUGUCAAUCAGUGGCAUUAUCAACAUUGUGGUACCACUCACUGCUGAAUGUGGUACCGAUUUAUCCUUUUGUUUGACUCUGCCCUCAGUAUAACUAAUGGAAGAUGAUAUGGCGCUAGUAUAAAGUUUGUUUGUGUGAAUCUAGAGCAAAUCAUGCCAACUUCAACUUGCUGCUUCUGAUCAGAAGGUGCCCGAGUCUGACCUUGGGUGCUCGGUCUAGUUUCUUCAGUGCUUCGCCCCCAAAACAUCUGAGCACAGUAUUUGAAGCAUUAAAACUUAGCUGUAGUCCUCUGGUAAUGUAGAAAUGGUGCAGGCAGGUAAAGGAGGAUUUUCUUUUGUGUUGUAGCAGGGUGGUGUUAUUUUAUUGACAUCUGAAACUUUUAAAAAUGUGUUUGAAUAAAUGACUACAUGUGUUGCACCUGAAACUGUUGUGUGAUGCCUAUACAUGCUUUUUAUUCUACAGGGGGGGAUGUAAACCGCCUUCCCAUUCUUGUUCUCAAUUGGGAUUAGUCUUUGCAGUGUGUUUCAGAUUCAGCUGUACACUAUGAUUUGGAGGUUCGGUGCGGUUAAAACGUAUUGAAAUGCCUUUAUUUCAGGUGGGAUGGGAUUUAAUAUAUUUUUUUUUUUUACUGUGUUUGCUCCAUUCUAAUUCUUACAUUUUGUCUUGUUCUGUCAUUUCCCACCCCUCAAACUUGCUUUUUUUUUUCAUUGUAGAAAAACAAAAUGGUUCUUGUAGAAAGGAGCUGUGGUUGAUUUGUAAUAAACUGGUGUGCACCACUCUCAAUAAUCA
Amblyraja radiata (thorny skate) is the source of this 4444-nucleotide messenger RNA. RefSeq names its product histocompatibility (minor) 13 (gene hm13). Lineage: Eukaryota; Metazoa; Chordata; Chondrichthyes; Rajiformes; Rajidae. The record is from RefSeq and is a predicted model, not a curated record. Gene Ontology annotation, cellular component: cytoplasmic side of endoplasmic reticulum membrane; membrane; lumenal side of endoplasmic reticulum membrane. The coding region runs from base 67 to 1203 and encodes 378 amino acids. Gene Ontology annotation, biological process: membrane protein proteolysis. Gene Ontology annotation, molecular function: aspartic endopeptidase activity, intramembrane cleaving. The transcript has 12 exons.